AUGGCUAAUCUCACUAAGUCGAUAACUGAAUUUAUCCUCAUGGGAUUUACAGACAUCUGGGAGCAGCAAGUCCUUCAUGCGGUGAUGUUUUUACUCAUUUACCUGACAGCUCUGGUUGGCAACCUUCUUAUUGUUCUUCUUACCACCUUGGAUGAGCACCUUCAUGGUCCCAUGCAUUUCUUUCUGAGGACACUAUCAUUUUUAGAUGUCUGUUUCAUCUCUGUCACAGUUCCCAAGUCCAUCAUACAGUCUUUGACACAAAAUAAUUCUAUAUCUUUCAUGGGGUGUGUGGCCCAAGUCUUUUUUGUGGUUUUAUUUGCUUGCACAGAGCUGGCCUUGCUCACAGUGAUGUCCUAUGACCGAUAUGUGGCCAUUUGCCGCCCCCUACAUUAUCAGCUCAUCAUGAGGAAAAGUGCCUGUGGGCAGAUGGUGGCUGCUUCAUGGCUCAGUGGGGUUGUCUCUGGGUUCUUAAAUACAUCUGUGACAUUCUCAUUACCAUUCUGUGAGUCAAAUUUUGUCCAUCAAUUCUUCUGUGAGAUCCCCUCAUUACUCAAGCUCUCUUGCUCAGAGAAGUACCUUGCGGAGAUUGGAGCUAUAAUUGUCACAACAUCAUUGGGUAUUAUAUGUUUCAUUUCCAUCCUGGUUUCUUAUAUCCACAUCUUCUCCACAGUUCUGAGAAUUCCCUCAGUGGAAGGAAGGUCAAAGGCCUUCUCAACUUGUAUUCCUCAUCUUGUGGUUGUUACAAUUUUCCUUAAUACUGGAUCUAUUGCUUAUCUAAAGCCUGUGGCAGAGUCCCCCACUCUUUGGAAUCUGAUGGUCUCUGUCUUCUAUACAGUUGUGCCUCCAGCCCUGAAUCCUAUCAUUUAUAGUCUGAAGAACAAGGAUAUGAAAGCUGCCUUCUGGAAAAUGUUGAGAAAGACUGCCUUCAUAUAUUAA
Molecule: messenger RNA, 936 nt
Organism: Condylura cristata (star-nosed mole)
Lineage: Eukaryota; Metazoa; Chordata; Mammalia; Eulipotyphla; Talpidae
Product: putative olfactory receptor 14L1
Exons: 1
Coding region: 1-936 (311 amino acids)
Biological process (GO): G protein-coupled receptor signaling pathway
Cellular component (GO): membrane
Molecular function (GO): G protein-coupled receptor activity; odorant binding; olfactory receptor activity
Source: RefSeq, a predicted model, not a curated record